Molecule: messenger RNA, 2832 nt
Organism: Medicago truncatula (barrel medic)
Lineage: Eukaryota; Viridiplantae; Streptophyta; Magnoliopsida; Fabales; Fabaceae
Exons: 1
Coding region: 309-2312 (667 amino acids)
Biological process (GO): cell surface receptor signaling pathway
Molecular function (GO): protein binding
Source: RefSeq, a predicted model, not a curated record
UUGCAAAUCCCGUCCACCAUGAGACUCAACUCUGACAACUUUUCCUCUUGAAAAUUUCCACAUAUCAUUCUUACCAAUCACUCACGCCCACACCAACAAUACAAUACAAUCUCACACAACUCCACCCUCAUCAAAACCUAAAACCAUAUACACCAAUUCAUUCAAUAAUUCACAUAGUACAGCACAACCAAUUUCCCUGUCAUCUUGUAAUAUAACCACCUCACUCACAAUUUUUCCAUCUAAACUCAAAAAACACAAGACAACAAUAACAAACAACUUCAUAGUACCAUAUCUCAGAUCCAACAAAAAUGGCAGACAUAGUUAAACAAUUGUUAGCAAAACCGAUCCAACUAGCAGACCAAGUAAGCAAAGCAGCUGAAGAAGGAAGCUCAUCUUUCAAACAAGAAUGUCUAGACCUCAAAUCAAAAACCGAAAAACUCGCUUCUCUUCUCCGACAAGCUGCAAGAUCAAGCUCCGAUUUAUACGAACGACCCACACGUCGUAUCAUCGGAGACACCGAACAAGUUCUUGAAAAAGCACUCACUUUAGUCCUUAAAUGCAAAGUCAACGGUCUUAUGAAACGUGUUUUCAGCAUAGUUCCUUCUGCAGCUUUUCGUAAAAUGUCUUCUCAUCUUGAGAAUUCAAUUGGGGAUGUUUCAUGGCUUCUUCGAGUUUCAGCUCCGGCUGAAGAAGGUAGUUAUGAAUGUCUUGGGCUGCCACCAAUUGCUUCAAAUGAACCGAUUUUGGGUUUAAUUUGGGAGCAGAUUGCGAUUUUACAUAAUGGGUCGUUUGAUGAUCGAUCUGAUGCUGCUGCUUCUUUGGUUUCUCUUGUUCGUGAUAAUGAUCGGAAUGGGAAAUUGAUUAUUGAAGAGGGUGGUGUUGGGCCUUUACUGAAACUUUUGAAAGAAGGUAAGAAAGAAGGUCAAGAGAAUGCUGCGAAAGCAAUUGGGCUAUUGGGUCGUGAUCCGGAGAGUGUUGAGGUUAUGAUUCAUGCUGGUGUUUGUUCUGUUUUCGCGAAGAUUCUUAAAGAAGGUCCUAUGAAAGUUCAAGCUGUUGUAGCUUGGGCUGUUUCUGAACUUGUUUCUAAGUAUCCUAAAUGUCAAGAUGUUUUUGCUCAGCAUAAUAUUGUUAGGUUGCUUGUGAGUCACAUUGCUUUUGAAACUGUUCAAGAACAUAGUAAAUAUGCAAUUGUUAGUAAUAAGGCUAUUUCUUCAAUUCAUGCUGUUGUGUUGGCUAGUGGUAAUAAUAAUAAUCCUGAUUCAAAUGAUGUGAAAAAAGAGAAUGAAGAUGAGGUGAAAAUUAAGAUGCAGCAUCCUUUAGGUGAUAAAUCUGCACAUCAGAUGCAUAAAGUUGUGGCAAGUACUAUGGCAAUGCAUGCUGCAAACAAUAAUAACAAGCAACAAACCAAUGAAGGGAGUAAAGUGAGUUUAAACUCUCAACCUCCGGUUCAGGUGGCUAGUAUUCCAAAUGGGAAUGGUAAUGGUAACACGAAGCAAGGCUAUUCGUAUUCUGGAAUUAACGUGAAGGGAAGGGAGCUUGAGGAUGCUGAGAGUAAGGCUGACAUGAAAGCAAUGGCUGCGAAAGCUCUUAGGUAUUUAGCUAAGGGUAACUCGGCGAUUUGUCGUAGCAUAACUGAAUCAAGGGCUUUGUUAUGUUUUGCUAUUCUACUUGAAAAAGGGCCUGAAGAAGUGAAGUACAAUUCUGCUUUGGCGUUGAAAGAGAUUACUGCAGUGGCUGAGAAAGAUCCUGAAUUGAGAAGAUCGGCGUUUAAGCCAAACACCCCUGCUUGUAAAGCGGUUGUUGAUCAAGUGAUUGAUAUUAUUGACAAAGAAGAUAAGAGACUUUUGAUUCCUUGUAUCAAGGUUAUUGGGAGUUUGGCUAGGACAUUCAGGGCAACUGAGACAAGGAUAAUUGGUCCGUUGGUUCGACUUCUUGACGAAAGAGAGGCUGAAGUAUCAAAAGAGGCUGCAGACUCACUCGCGAAAUUCGCUUCCAAUGAUAACUACCUUCACCUUGAUCACUGUAAGGCAAUUAUAAGCUUUGGUGGUGUAAAACCCUUGGUUCAGCUUGUGUAUCUUGGGGAGCCGCCAGUUCAAUAUUCAGCCUUGGUUCUGCUAUCCUAUAUUGCGUUGCACGUGCCAGACAGCGAAGAACUAGCAAAAGCUGAGAUUCUGGGAGUUCUUGAAUGGGCGUCUAAGCAACCUAACAUGGCUCAUGAUGAAGCUAUUGAGGCAUUGUUGCAAGAGUCCAAGAGUAGGCUGGAGCUUUACCAGUCUAGAGGUUCAAGAGGAUUCCAAAAAUUACAUCAAUAGGAAGAGUAAUUAGUUGUUGUUAUUGUUGUUGAUUGCGUGAGGAUUUUGAAUGAUUUGUAUCUGGUAUAUUGUUCUCAAAAAGAGUGUAUAUACAAUCCAUUGCCUUCUUCAAUUGUUCAGGUUUAUUUUCAACUAUGAGGAAGAUAAUUUGUUCUAGCUUUGGCCCUUUGGCUGAAUGUACCUAACCCCCCCAUAUUCCAAUGUCAAACAAUAAAUAUUUUGUUACUGUGUCUUUGUGAACAAGCUCCCAGUUGCUCUAUGCUUACAAUUCUUUUAAUAUAGCAAACCAAGAAUGUUGCAGGAAUUGAUAAAGAAGCCGGGCUCCGAAUCAGAUGCAAGAUUUCAACAAAAAAUGCAGUCGAAACACUUGGAAAAUGGUAUGAGUCAAUCAGGGUCAAAAACUGCUUGAUUACUCUAUAAGUUAGUCAUCUUUCACAAUGGUUUCAAUGUAAACUAUAUCAACAUUUGUUUAUUUUCUACAGCUUGUAACAUAUCAUUGCAUAAGAUGUUUGUUAGAUUA